Camponotus floridanus (Florida carpenter ant) is the source of this 1656-nucleotide messenger RNA. RefSeq lists its product as uncharacterized. The transcript is spliced from 4 exons. NCBI's taxonomy places the organism in Eukaryota, Metazoa, Arthropoda, Insecta, Hymenoptera, Formicidae. The coding region runs from base 1 to 1656 and encodes 551 amino acids. The record is from RefSeq and is a predicted model, not a curated record.
AUGUUUAUUAUUGCUCCAGUUCUAUCAAGUGUUGGUGUUAAUAUAGAAGAUACAACUCUUAGUUACAGAACAAUUCAACGAACUCGCAUGCUCUUACAAAAAGACAUUGCUAUAGGGCUAAAAGAUAACUUCAAAGCUCAUGAUAAAUACGUCGUGCAUUGGGAUGGCAAAAUACUGAAUGACAUUGCUGAAUCGAAAUUUGUGGAUCGGUUACCGAUUCUUUUGACUGCUUUUGGUACUGAGCAGUUACUUGGAGUUCCAAAAAUGAAUAGUGGAACGGCAGAAAAUCAAGCAGCAGCCAUCUUAUCGACGUUAAAUCAAUGGGGUAUUAUUCGUUACAUUAAGGCGAUGUGUUUUGACACGACUGCGGUUAAUACGGGAAUCCAUCACGGUACAUGUAAAGAAAUUGAAAAGGCCUUAGGAAAAGAAUUGAUUUGGUUACCAUGUCGCCAUCAUAUUUAUGAGAUCAUUUUAAGGAGUGCAUUCGAAGUGUAUUGGCCAGUAUCAUCCGGACCAAAUAUUCGAAUAUUUGAGAGAUUCAAAAAAUUUUGGGACACAGUAGAUAGAACGAAGUAUAAAUCUGGUGUUGAUGAUACUAUUGUUGCUAAUAUUGUUACGGAUAAAAAAAAUCAUCUAUCUACAUUUAUUACGCGAUACUUACAGUUAUCGCAACCCCGAGAUGACUAUAAAGAAUUAUUGGAAUUGUCAUUAAUUUUUCUUGGAGAAAUGCCUCAAGACCAAGUUUCCUUUAAACGUCCUGGUGCAAUUCAUCACGCAAGAUGGAUGGCAAAGGCAAUUUAUUGCCUAAAAAUAUUUAUUUUUAGAGAUGGAUUUGUCCUUUCUAAGAUAGAAUUGAAUGGUCUUCGACAACUUUGUAUUUUUAUAGUUAUGGUGUAUGUAAGAGCUUGGUUUUCAUCAACUUCUGCGACUUCUGCUGCUAAUCACGACUUAAAGUUCAUGAAAAAUUUAAUUAAGUACAGGCAAAUUAAUCCUUUGAUUUCUUCGGCUACAUGUGAAAAAAUGACUUUACAUCUAUGGUACUUAAGUGAUGAACUUGCCAUUUUAUCACUAUUUGAUGAUACCGUUCCAUUAAACAUAAAGAAAAAUAUUGUCGAAGCUGUUAAGACUCGCGAAGGUACAGAUUCUAAAGCAAGAAGAUUUAUGAUUGAUAAAAAAAAUUUGGAUUCAAUUCUGCAAAAAGACAUAAGUGACUUUGUUUCUAAGAAGUCAUUGAAACUUUUUGAGCUUUUUGAUCUGCCGUAUGAUUUUCUUGACAAAAAUAUUGAUUUAUGGUCUACUGAUGAGAGUUAUAAUGAAAAUAAAGAAUUUUUCGAACAAUUAAAAGUUGUUAAUGAUGUGGCAGAGCGAGGUGUCGCAUUAGUAAGUGAAUAUAACCAAUGCUUAACAAAAAACGAAGAGCAAUUUCAAUUUUUAUUGCAAGUUGUCAAAGAGCAUCGAAAAAAUUACCCUACUUGCAACAAAAAAUUCUUUUUUUCUGCUGAUGAUAUGAAUAAUGAUGAUGAAAAACAGCAGAACAAAAAAGGAGAAAAACAGCACGAGGAUGAUGCAGGGGAACAGCAGCAGGAUUCAUCAUCUCACAUGCAGCGUCGGGCUGGUGUAAGGCGCGCCGAACGUGAUGAAAAGUAUAGUUAUUAA